Messenger RNA from Sinocyclocheilus grahami, 988 nucleotides. Its product is annotated as hibernation-associated plasma protein HP-27-like. The transcript is spliced from 4 exons. The coding region runs from base 65 to 337 and encodes 90 amino acids. NCBI's taxonomy places the organism in Eukaryota, Metazoa, Chordata, Actinopteri, Cypriniformes, Cyprinidae. The record is from RefSeq and is a predicted model, not a curated record.
UCAGGGAGCCACUGGGCCUAAGGGUGACAAGGGUGAACCAGCAGAGUGCAACUGUUUGAAUGAUAUGUUCCCUGGAACCGGUGGACCUGGGGUCCCAGGUGGUGAGAGCAGGUGGCAGCCUGGUCCUCAGGGGCCUCCUGGACCACCAGGCCUUCCAGGUCCCCCAGGGUCCCAAGGCUUUACAGGAAUCACAGGCCCACAGGUGAGUAUAAAACAAAUGGCAUCAGGGUGUACCUCUGCUUUUUCUGUCUGUUCCUUCAUCCUGCUCUCUUUGUGGGGCUUCUGUAUCGGUAAGGCCUGCAUGGGUAACUCUGGGCUUCCACUAAAGCAUAUUUAAAUGCACCAGUAAUGUUUUCUGUAAAAGUUUACACAUAAAAGCAAUUUGUUAAUUUAGCAAAUAAUUAUUACUACUGCCAUGAAUUAAAUGUAAUGUAAUGUAAUGUAAAUGUAAUGUCAUGCAAUUAUAAUGUAGUUUGUAAAAGAGCGCUGUAUUAAAACAUUGCUUUUUAAAUUGCACGCUUUAAAGGGGCUUCUGGGAAUUUUGAAUAGUGCCAUGGGAUGUGCUUUUUUAAUGGCUGUGCUUUUAAAAGUUAAUGUUAAAGUAAAUGUAAAUAUUAAUGUAGAUUGUAAUCUAAAUCAUUAAUGUAUGGAUCAAAUAUUGCGGGCAAAAAUGAAUUAAAUGUAAUCUAAUUAAUACAUUACUUAAAUAAGUGGUUGGGGGUCAUGCUGCUUUUUCUUUUUAAAAACCAUGCAGAAGCUCACUGUGAGGUUGCUGUAUUUACUUUAAGUCCAUUUUCAUCUUUAUCAGUUAUGUCUUAAAUAUACAAUGGGAAUUAUAAUGGUAUGUAAGCCCAUCAUCAUUUAAAUCACCCUGAUAAACUGGCAAAUUUACUUCUGUAUGACCUCACCGUGAGCACUGAGUGGUCUUUAACCUGGUGUUGUGUUGAUUUCCCAAGUCUCAGAAGAACUGAAAUUAAAAAAUAGACAG